Molecule: messenger RNA, 1024 nt
Organism: Umbelopsis ramanniana AG
Lineage: Eukaryota; Fungi; Mucoromycota; Umbelopsidomycetes; Umbelopsidales; Umbelopsidaceae
Exons: 4
Coding region: 25-627 (200 amino acids)
Cellular component (GO): nucleolus
Molecular function (GO): RNA binding
Source: RefSeq, a predicted model, not a curated record
UCUUGCUAUUGAUCGAUCGGCUCCAUGAAUAACACAAAGCUUCUUUCGGCCGGCAGUAGGAUAUAUGCUAAGAAGAGAAAGCAGAAGCAAGAAACGGUAGAUCGAAUCGACUUCGAUUUCGAUGCCAGACAGGAAUUCUUGACAGGAUUUCACAAACGUAAACUAGACAGAAAGAAGAAGGCUCGAGAAAUUGCCAUCGAGCGAGAACGAGUGGACCGGCUUCAGGCCAGAGCAGAAGCUAGAGAAGAAAGACAGCGAUUAGCAGACAACAAUAUGACCCAAAUGGCCGCGCUGUUGAGACAGCAACAUAAGUUGGAAGACGGAGAUGGCGAGGCUGACGAAGAAGAUGGUGAUGAUGUGAAAUUUGAUUCUGACGAAGAAGUGGAAGCAACUGAACCAGCAGCCAAGCUUGAGCCUGCAGUAAAGGAGUUUGCCACAUCAACAUCGCUCACCACUGUCACCGUCAUUCAAGAUCUGGAACUAGACGACUCAUACCAGUCAUCAACGAGUAAUAAACGAAAAGCUGAGGAAGAUGUUGCAGAUGAGGAUGGUGAGGAGAUCAAAACGAUACCUUCAAAGACCAAAGAGAAGCCCACUAAAAAAGUCAUGACCAAGACUCCAAAGUAAGUAUGAUUCCAUCAAAUCAACCAUCUUGUUCAAUGCUGACCAUGGUAUGAAAUUAGAAAAAAAUUCAGAUACGAGACUAAAGCAAUACGAAACACCAAUCAAAGUAAAGCGAAGAACGCAAAGUUUAAGCGAAAGGAGGACUUCAAGAAGGGAGGUGACGCUAAGAGGGGAGGCGACGCAAAGAGGGGAGGCAAAGGAAAGAGAAGGUGAAAAACGUCGAGACAGCCUGCGCAAUGUCAUGUCGUGUAAAUUACGCUGCUUUAAAGCAGCCCUUGUGUUGAUAAACAGCUCUUCGAACUGAGCAAUGACAUUGUCCUUCAUUUCAAAUUGUUAAACAGCAUAAUAAAAAGUGACGUUUGGCAUCAAAGUAGCACACCAAACUUUAGACAUAUUUUCA